Messenger RNA from Perkinsus marinus ATCC 50983, 882 nucleotides. RefSeq lists its product as hypothetical. The record is from RefSeq and is a predicted model, not a curated record. Lineage: Eukaryota; Perkinsozoa; Perkinsida; Perkinsidae. The transcript is spliced from 8 exons. Bases 1 to 882 code for a protein of 293 amino acids.
AUGAUACUACAAUAUUCUCAAACCCAGCAGAUUCUUCUGAGCAUACCCGAUGACGACUUCAUGGAUUGUAUAUCCGUGGAUACUGGCAAUGAUACCAAGGUUGGUCCGCUGGUCCACCAGAAACUUGCAGAAUUGGAUGGGGUCUCUCGGGUCAUGUUCGAUGCGGCCCGCAGGGCUCAAGCAGAGAUCCAGCACUACCUCACAGCAGAGGGAGAGAGUGAAUUCGUAUCGGUCGGCAAGGCGGGUCCAGUUGAACUCAUGGCCAGACCGCCCCCUGUUGGGGAAAAAUUCCAGGUUAUGAUGGGCCGCCGUUCAUUCGGGCGUCACGAGAUUGACUUGAAUAGCUUACUGGAUACGCUGAUGGACCCAACUGCAUUGUCCAAGUACAAUCCACAUGCAUCAGAUGGUCGAAUUCUGAGGAAGGGCCUGAUUGAUGAACCCGAACGGCGACUAGAUCUACAGUACGCCACAUUUAAAGGUACUGGGAGCGGCUUGUUGAGCAUUGGGAUGUGCAGCAAAACAGAUUGUCCUUACCAGGACCCGCAACCCGGCUUAGUGAGGUGUGAGUUCUUAUGCUAUGGCUAUGCGAUAAUGAGAGACCCGCAGACAGGAGAGCUCAGUGUUACUAUGUUCAGCCAAGCUGAUCCUGGUGGCAAUGUGCGGAACAUACCAACUUGGAUAGCGAAUAAAGGCCAGAGGGCACAACCAGCGAGCCUGAAUCACUUAUAUAAUCUCCUUAAAGCGGACCAGAGAUACUUCCAAUCGGUGGCCAUGCGUGAACCGUGUGCAGUAGUCGUUGCAGCCGACCAUUCGAAAUCAGCAGAGGUUGUUGUGGCGGCUAUUGCCUGGUAUGAAUUCUCUUUCCCCAAGUACAGUAAGUAG